Messenger RNA from Notolabrus celidotus (New Zealand spotty), 1164 nucleotides. RefSeq lists its product as uncharacterized. The transcript is spliced from 5 exons. The coding region runs from base 277 to 1062 and encodes 261 amino acids. The record is from RefSeq and is a predicted model, not a curated record. NCBI's taxonomy places the organism in Eukaryota, Metazoa, Chordata, Actinopteri, Labriformes, Labridae.
UGAAAGGAGGAACUGAAAGUCUACUUCCGCUGCAGCAGCGACAACGUCAAAAAGAAGGAAAAUGUGGACUGAAAGGACAAACUGAGGCCACAGAAACAACGUCCGACUGAAGAUUUUGUAUUCUCUGAACUCAGUUGCCAGACAGGUGUUAUUAUUUAAAGCUACCUGGGGAUAAUCUGCCAGUUUAAGGGGUGGUUUGGAGGUGAUCUCGUCCCCUUGUUCUGUGGUGGUUCUCUUUGAGGAAGCUGCUCGGCUAACCAGCUAACUCUGCCUGAGAUGGGAACCAGAGCCAGCCGCCUUCAGGAGGACCCGGUUCCGCCUGCUUUUGGGAAAGAUGGCACAAAGCGGGACUCCUAUCGACGACCCCGCUGUGCCAGACCCACCAGUCUCAUGGUGGACUUCUCGGUAAGCUUCGAGGACACAGAGGCCAACCACAGCCGAUCGGAGGAGGGCAGCGACUCGGACCUCGGGCAGCAUGGGGCGAGCGCAGACGGUAGCCCCGCAGACCACCACAGCAUCCCCUCCAGCAUCGGCCAAGCGUCCUCUGCGGAGGACAACAACAGCGAGGGGAAGCCCGAGGAUGAGGGGGAUAUAAGCCCGGAGCCUCCCGUUGGAGUGGAACAUCAGCCUGGGGAGGAAACAGGCCGCACGCCCCACCGCACUUUUUCCGAGCGGCUGCCCGGGAAUCGGCACUCUUCCUCCCGCAGUGUCGGCGCAAGAUCCGCCCGGGUCCGGGGCUCACACCAGCGGCCGGUGUCAGAGGCUUGGAUCGGCCUUUACCGUGUUAACAACCGUCACGGCAAUAUCCGCUGUCCUUUCUGCUCAAAGCCUUUCCCCGGGGGUCGGAUCGAGGAUCACCUGUUGAGCUGCCUCACGUCCCCUCCCCUACCUUACAACACGGAUGUGCUCAGUAAAGACAGCGGAGAGUGCUCCAUCUGUUUGGAGGAUCUGGUGCAGGGGGAGACCAUCGCCCGGCUGGCUUGCCUUUGUGUCUACCAUAAGAGCUGCAUCGAUUCCUGGUCCAAGGUGAAGCCCUGCUGCCCUGAACACCCCUUUGAUUGACUCGCAGGUCACAUGUAUUCUGCACAGUGACCAGCCCGACUCAGGAGACUACACUGAAUCCCAAUAAAAACCCAAUAAAAAUGUGUAUUUGAACAAAUGAAA